Parnassius mnemosyne (clouded apollo) is the source of this 2385-nucleotide messenger RNA. NCBI's taxonomy places the organism in Eukaryota, Metazoa, Arthropoda, Insecta, Lepidoptera, Papilionidae. The record is from the annotation of a GenBank genome assembly.
AGUCGCCGUUCGACUCUGAGUAUAAACCGUCGUCUGAGCAAAAUGGUGAGUGUGUGGCGAUCACGGUUUCGUUGGAGCGUCAGCGUGUUGGCGGCGGUGGUGGCGGGCGCGCUGGUCGCCUUGCUGGUGCUCCAGCCGUGGAACAGCAGGGACCACCCGCGCUAUCCGCGCGCCGCCGUCGCCGCUAAUGGCUACGAAUGCGCUUCUAUUGGCCGUGAAAUACUAGAGAAAAACGGUUCUGCCGUGGAUGCGGCCAUAGCAACUUUAUUUUGCGAGGGGUUGGGCUGCGCACAAUGUAUGGGGCUCGGCGGCGGGUUUUUGGCGACGGUGUACGACGCAUCCACGGGAGAGGUUCGUGUGAUCAACGCGAGAGAGAGGGCGCCAGCGGCUACUCACGAGAAUAUGUACGACAACAAGUCCUCCGUAGUGGGAGGCUUGGCCGUCGCCGUGCCCGGGGAGCUCAGAGGUUACGGGGAGCUCCACCGGGUAUACGGACGCCUGCCGUGGAACGAGUUAGUGAAACCAGCAGCGGAACUAUGCCGCAAUGGUCACCGAGUCAACGAAUACAUGGGCCGCGUCCUCCGGUCUUACAGCGACAGGAUCAAAGCCGAACCUUCUAUGAGGGAAGUAUACGUGAACCCGGAAACAGGGGAGGUGUGGAACGAGGGCGAUUACAUUCGCGAACCAACCCUGGCACAAACAUUGGACGUGAUCGCCGAAGAGGGCCCGGAGGCGAUUCACAACGGUUCGCUUACGGCCGCGCUCGUCAGAGAUAUUCAAGCGUUCGGCGGAAUCGUCACCGAAGACGAUCUCAGGAAUUACAGGGUGGAAUGGCAAGAUCCUAUCGCGGUGCCCAUAACAGAAGACUACACGUUGUACUCGGUGCCGCUGCCGGGAUCGGGCUCGGUGCUGGCGUUCAUCCUCAACAUGUUGCGCGGCUGGGUCGGGCCCGGGAGCGACGUGCCCAUCACCUCCAACCUCUACUGGCACCGCAUCGUAGAAACCUUCAAAUAUGCGUACGCGAAGCGAACCGGCCUCGGCGACCCUUCACGUUAUAACCUGCCGUAUGCCAUCCAGGAGUUAGAACGGAAUCUGUCUUCCCGAGAAUGGGCGGAGUCGCAUCGUGCCUUGGUAGACGACACACGCACGUUUUCGGACUGGCGACACUAUGGUGCUCUAUUCGAGGGCGCUGACGACCACGGCACCGCUCAUAUAGUAGUCGUUGCGCCGGACGGUAGCGUCGUGUCAGCCACAAGCACCAUUAAUUACAUAUGGGGAUCACAAAGGCGAUCGCGAAGUCUCGGUAUAAUGUUGAAUAACGAGAUGGACGAUUUCGCGAUACCGAACCGGGAAUCGGCUUACGGGCUGCCGCCCUCACCGGCGAACAUGCUGGCUCCGGGCCUGCAGCCGCUCAGCUCCAUGGUGCCGAGCAUCGUACUGUCGCAGGACGGCGUCGCAAGCCUUGUACUUGGCGCGGCGGGUGGCACCAAAAUCACUACUCAAGUGGCCUUGGCGGUUAUGCAUACAAUCCUCGAAGGAGUUGAUCUACCAGAUGUCAUGCUUCGACCGCGACUUCAUCAUCAACUAUUGCCGAUGGAAGUUGAAUACGAAGCAGAUUUCGAUGCGACGGUGAUACAGUCUCUGCAGGAGAGAGGCCACGCGACAACAGCUCGUGGCCCAACGGCAGGUUUUGCAGCAAUGGUGGCGGCGGUUCGCGAUGACAGCGGAUACUUGAUACCGCAGACUGAUCGAAGAAGACUUGGCAGCAUUGAUGGUUUCUAAUAAAUUACAUGAAUUAAAUAUGUUUAUGUAUGAUAUAAUAUGUAUGGAUACCCAAUGUUACAUCCCAAUGUUACAUUCACUUAACGUUCGUCGUGUCGAAGAAAACCACGACUCAGAAAGAUUUAUUAAAGCAACAACUUUUAUAAUUUUAUUAUAUUUAAAGCAAGUAAAUUAAAAUUAGUACACAUAUAUGUACUUGCUGUGCGCACACACUAAGACAGAAAGUUAAAUUUUAAGUUUUUUUAAGAUCAAUAAACAAGUAGCCCUGUUCCUAAUGAAGAAGAGGAAUAAUCUCUUUAUACAAUACAUACUGUUAUACGAAAGACGAUGUAAGUAAUAAAUAAUGAAAAAUAUCCAAUCAAAAAAGGGGCAAAUACGUCCGUACUCUGUAUUCUUAGAAAAAAAAAAUAGGUAUUAAUUCAAAUAAUUUGUGUGAUAUAUUUAGUAGAAAUUGUUGUUAGUUAAAAUAAAAUUAUUUUCGUUGUUAGAUUUUUUAAAUUGGUACUUAUGGAUUGUAAAUAAUAUUUUAUCUAAUGUAUUCAUUUUAUUUAUAAGUUACUGUGAUGUUUUCGUUUAUUGUUUUAAUUAAAGAAAAAUUUAACG